This is a messenger RNA of Hirundo rustica (Barn swallow), 1958 nucleotides long. RefSeq names its product MAF bZIP transcription factor A (gene MAFA). Bases 276 to 1145 code for a protein of 289 amino acids. The transcript has a single exon. Gene Ontology annotation, biological process: regulation of transcription by RNA polymerase II; retinal rod cell development. The record is from RefSeq and is a predicted model, not a curated record. Gene Ontology annotation, molecular function: DNA-binding transcription factor activity, RNA polymerase II-specific; RNA polymerase II cis-regulatory region sequence-specific DNA binding. Lineage: Eukaryota; Metazoa; Chordata; Aves; Passeriformes; Hirundinidae. Gene Ontology annotation, cellular component: nucleus.
AUCUCACUGCAAAGUCGCGUCGGGAGUUCCCGGUGCGUGGCUGAGCCCCGCAGCCGAGCCCGGCCGGAGGGUCCCGGAGUCCGGCAGCAGAUCUCCGUCCGAGGGUCCCGGAGCCCCGCCGAACCCCACGUCAAAGCCCCAUCGGAGGGUCCCGGAGCCCGGUCUGGGCAGCCGCUGGCGCCGGAGCCCGCUCGGAGGAGGCUCCCGGAGCCCGCGGGACCCUCGGUGAGCGGCGGUGCCCGGGCGCUCCCGGCCCGGUCCCUCCAUGGACUGAGAUGGCCUCGGAGCUGGCCAUGAGCGGGGAGCUGCCCACGAGCCCCCUCGCCAUCGAGUACGUGAACGAUUUCGACCUGAUGAAGUUCGAGGUGAAGAAGGAGCCGGCGGAGGCGGAGCGGCUGUGCCACCGCCUGCCCGCCGGCUCCCUGUCGUCCACCCCGCUCAGCACGCCCUGCUCCUCCGUGCCUUCCUCGCCCAGCUUCUGCGCUCCCAGCCCCGGCGGGCAGCCGGCCCCCGGCCCCCCGGCUGCCGCGGCCUCUUCCCUGGGCUCCAAACAGCAGCUGGAGGAGCUGUACUGGAUGUCGGGUUACCAGCAUCACCUCAACCCCGAAGCUCUCAACCUGACGCCGGAGGACGCGGUGGAGGCGUUGAUCGGUGCCCCUCACCAUCAUCAUCAUCACCACCAAGGCUACGAGCCCUUCCGACCUCAGCCCUUCGGGGGCGAGGAGCUGCCGCCGGCCGCCCAUCACCAUCCCGGCCACCACCACCAUCAUCAUCACCACCUACGCCUGGAGGACCGGUUCUCCGACGAUCAGCUGGUGAGUAUGUCCGUGCGGGAGCUGAACCGGCAGCUGCGGGGCUUCAGCAAGGAGGAGGUGAUCCGCCUCAAGCAGAAGAGGAGGACCUUGAAGAACCGGGGCUACGCUCAAUCCUGCCGCUACAAGCGGGUCCAGCAACGGCACAUCUUGGAGAACGAGAAAUGCCAGCUGCAGAGCCAGGUGGAGCAGCUCAAGCAGGAGGUGACCCGCUUGGCCAAGGAAAGGGAUCUGUACAAAGAAAAAUACGAGAAGUUGGCCGGCCGGGGCUUCCCGAGGGAGCCCUCCCCAUCCGCCGCCCCAAAAGCCGCCGCCGCUGACUUCUUCAUGUGAGCCGGGCUGGUGGGAUGGGGUGGGAUCCCCUCUUUGUGUUUUGUUUUUUUCCUUUUUUCUUUUUUUUUCCUCAUGCGGGGAGAGCAAACCCGCCGCUUAUAUUUAAACAAAAGGAAAAAAAAAAAUUAUUAAAUCCCACUGAAAUUUUUCGGGUUGGGGAAGUUGAACUCCCUCCCUCCCAGCGCGCACCCACCCGGGGUGGGGGUCCCGGGGUGGGGGAGUGGGGGGCAGCCCUGCAUGCGGGACGUGUACGGCCACCCGCCCCCCCAUUCCCGGGAGCAUCCAGGUGGCUUCUCCCCACUUUUUUUCCUGCGGGUUUUCCCCCUCCACUGGGAUUUUUAUUCUCCGAGGGAUCCCCACGGAUCGGCCGGGGGGGUCCCCGGCAGCGCUGCGCCCUGCCCGGCCCCUCCGCCCACCCCCCCAUUCCCGGCCGGCAAACCUGAGCCACCUUUAACUUAUUCACCCUUGUAAAUAUGUAGAAAAUUAGUUCGUUUUUUGCAUUUUUUUUUCUUUUAUUUCUUUCUUUUUUUUUUUUUUUUUUUUCCUUGAGCCUAUAUUUUGCUUGGUGAUUUACGACAAAAAGAAAACGAACAAAAAAAAGAAAAACCGACAAAAAAACCCUAAAAUCCUUUAGAAAAGAGAAAAAAAAAAUUACACGAGUCUUAAAAAGUUUGUAUGUAAUAGCAUGCAAAUAAUAUCCGAGUUAAUUUAACGAUGUUGGGAAGAAGCCGAAUGCACUAUAUACAGGAAUCGAUUGGGUGAAAUAAUACUGUUUUAUAGAGAUUUAAAAUUAUCUAUGCUCUUAAAAAUAGU